This is a messenger RNA of Nematostella vectensis (starlet sea anemone), 1980 nucleotides long. RefSeq names its product EF-hand calcium-binding domain-containing protein 7. Gene Ontology annotation, molecular function: calcium ion binding. The coding region runs from base 57 to 1853 and encodes 598 amino acids. The record is from RefSeq and is a predicted model, not a curated record. NCBI's taxonomy places the organism in Eukaryota, Metazoa, Cnidaria, Anthozoa, Actiniaria, Edwardsiidae. The transcript has 13 exons.
AGGCCGCGAUUCAGUAAUUUCUUGAGCGUUUAAGAAACAAUUAUUUAGCUGAUAUAAUGUCCGAGAUACGGAAGCCGUUGGUAGCGAGGAGAAAGGGCUCAAACUCAAGCCUGACCUCACUGCGAUCAAACGUUUCUUUUUCUGAUAACGUGAGGCGCGAAACGACGACCAAAUUCGAUAAUUUUAUGAAGGAGUGCAGAGCAGCCUAUUUAUCUGUGCUGCCAAGCACGAGCGAGAAGAUUACCUCGACAGAAGAGUUGAUGCAAGCGCUACAGUUUGGAGGUAGAAAUCCCUCGAGAAAAGUCAUGGAAAAAUAUUGGAAAACAAAUACAGACAAUAUAACCUACAAUGAUUUUUGUGACAUCAUGAGAAAAGAGAGACCAACUUCCAAGGAAACUCUUCUAAAAGCUUUCAAGAAAAUAGAUGUUAAUGGUGAUGGUUUUAUUACCUUCGACGAACUGUUUAAAAUGCUGACAACAAAAGGCGAAAGAAUGACCAAGUCUGAAGUGCAAUCUAUUCUUGACGAGGCAGACUAUAAUCACGAUGGCAAACUGGAUUAUAACGAGUUCUGCAAUAUGAUAAUGUCAACCUCUGAAAGCUGUGUCCAAAAAAGCAUGGACAAGUUUGGUUUGUCUGAGCAAGAAAAGAAGUCAUCUUCUUCGUCUUCUUCAAGUCGAAAAGGGUUAAAGUCUGAAAACCGCAUCGCCUCUAGCCCUUUAUCAAAAGAAAACUCCCCAAGGAAGGAACAAAACACAGAUAUCGAAGAACCUCGAAAUUUAAAGAGUUGGUCAAAUUCCCAGAGCAAAGGAAGCUUCUUUGUUGAGCAAGGAGGCGGUAUCUCCAGCCAUCACUACACUCUUGUUAUUCCAAAAGAUACCCAGUUAUGGCUUACAAUUCAGUCAAUGCCUUCAAAAUCUGCGACUACAGACCUCCGCUUGGUGGACAUGUGUGUCUUUAUUGUGGAAAAGAAUUCUGGAGAACUAGUUACCUUCACUGAGUCGAGGCUGGGCCAGAAAUAUUGUGUGCAGUGUCAGCUAAAUAGAGGCAAAUACCAGCUUCUGACCUUCACUACUGGUUGUCGUCUCCUGCCCAGGAAGUAUGAGCCCACCAAACAGGCCAAGCUUGUCCAGGGUACAGGUGAAGACAUGAAGCUCACUAGCACAUUCCGGAAUGCGCUAACUGAAGUAUUCACGCGGUCAGAUCUGGAUGGUGAUGGGUACCUAAGCCGCACCGAGUUUGAUCUGUUUCAAAGCAGGACUAGCGGAGAACCAUGUGAUGAUGAGGCCUGGGAAGUAAUGAGGGAAAACUUUGAGAUGAACGAAGCUGAGCAAAUUACACUUUCCGGCUUCCUUGAGCUGAACCUGAUGGAGGCGAAGGAUGCGGAUGGUGACCCCGAUGACUUGUGGGUAACCAUGGAGAGCAUGGGCUACAACAAGUCUCUCGAGCUGGACCAGGCAUGUUCUUUCUACCUCGAUGUCUUUGUGCGGAACUGUGAACCCAAGCUUACAGUGACAGGCGUUGAGGGAGACUCUGAGGAUCUAGAGAAGGCUCUGAUGACGUCAGUCAUGAGAUCAUCAGCCACACAUAGGGAGAACGUCAAGGGAAUGAGGGACUUGAUCUUGUAUCGCUACGACAGCAACGUGCGAACUACCAUCAUGAUUGAAAACCAGUCGUACACGGACGUGAAAGUGCGGGUUGACUGUGGUAAAAGCAAGAACUGCAUCAGCCAUCGUGACGAGCUUGAUUACGUCAUCGACAUUAAAUCGGGAAAAAGACAGGUUGUACAUCACAUAGUCCCAAGCGAUCCGAAGAAAGACUGGAACGUUAGAUAUGCAGUGACGAUAGAGAAAUAAGAAAUAGACAUUACUGUGGUUUACGUAAUGACUGUGUGAAAAUACCUACUUUAAUCUAUUGAGUCCUUCAUGUAAAUAAAAUGGACACGUAGGCCAGUUGUACUAAAUAAAAUAUUUCCUUAAACAG